AUGCAACUGACAACAGAAACUAUAUCCGAGUGGCACGACAAACCGUUGGCCGAGAUCACAGAGAUCAAAGCAACAAAGAAAGAAAUCUCUGCCAUCGACGACGUCUCAGCAUGCUCCUCGCUACGAAAACUGGAUCUCAGCAAUAACACGUUAUCAAGUGGCGCUCUUGCACCAUUGAACUCCUUGACCACAUUAACGUGGCUCAACCUGGCAAACAAUAACAUUACAAUGUUGAAAACACUGAAAAACUUACCCAAACUCACAGUUCUCAACGUGAGCCGAAAUCGCUUAAACACGAUCGAUCCAACCAUCGCGACCUUUAAAAGUCUAAAGGCACUUAUCCUCAACAAUAACGAUAUUUCGUCCGUGGAUGGUGAUUCAUUUGCCUCGUUGGCAGACCUCAACACACUAGUGCUGUCACACAACUCUAUUGAGAUGAUGCCACCAUUACCCGCAUUGACCGGUCUGUUCAAGCUCUCGCUAGCACACAAUGAGCUGAAGGAUUUGCCCGAUUUCUCCUCCAAUACCGCCCUCAAGGAACUCAGAGUCAACGAUAAUGAAAUUAGCAAGAUACCUGAUACCCUACGAAAUUGUGGCUCGCUCGAGAUUCUGGACUGUGGAAACAACGGCCUUGCUGAGUGGCGGGAUGUUGCUGCACUUGGUUCGCUGUUGAAGUUGACCAAUCUUAAUCUGAAAGGAAACCCAAUUACCCUUAAGGAAAAAUAUGAACAAAAGAUUCGUCAGCUGUUGCCAACUUUGCGUGUUCUGGAUGGUGAACGCUUUGAUGCCAAGUUCCUCGAACGAAGGGAGAAACAGCGAGCCAAUCCAAAACUGAUGGAGAAAAAGCAGCGUUUGAAGCGUGCUAAAGAAGAAAAGGAAGAGGCGAAAAUGUUGCUGGAAGCAGAGGAAACUCCACGCAAGAAACGCUCACGAUAUGACGACGAAACCGCUGCGAGCCGUGCCAAGAAACAACAGCGCAAGGAGGAAGGCGAGCCUGAAGAUCUACAGAAUACAUCCAAGCCAAAAACCAAGGUCAAGAAGCCUGUUCUGGCAGCGACGAGUACAGUUGCGUCUGCAAACGAUGAUAAGAAAAAGAAGAAAAAGGAGGAUACCAAAAAAGCAGAUGUCAAGGCAGCUCCAUCGGCAACAGCAAACAAGCCUACAACAAAAGAAAGCAAGAAACAGGUGCAAACCAAGACGGCAUCUACUACUACAAACGAACCGAGCAAGAAGCGCAAGGACGCAUCUGCCGACAAAAAGAUCGAAAACCAAGCAACAACAAAAGAGCCAACAGAGAAGAAGCGAAAGACGAAUAAAGCUGGUGGAUCAGCAAAGGGCGGUGAUCAAUUCUUUGUCAAAAACGGAGGAGAGGAUAAGAAAGUUAACAACCAGAAUGAAUCAGUUCGCUCGGUCUCGGAUGCUCUGCGUGAACGAUCUGGCAUUGUCGGCGUGGUGGAAAUGACUGAGAAUCAAAAGAAAGCUGCCAAGUCGGAAGUGGAUGUGCUGGAUGUGCUGCUGAAUCAAAAAGAAAAGGAGACGAGUACAGGCACCGGUUUGGAUGUUGGCGGAUGGGAUGAUUAG
Molecule: messenger RNA, 1581 nt
Organism: Zychaea mexicana
Lineage: Eukaryota; Fungi; Mucoromycota; Mucoromycetes; Mucorales; Lichtheimiaceae
Exons: 5
Coding region: 1-1581 (526 amino acids)
Molecular function (GO): protein binding
Source: RefSeq, a predicted model, not a curated record